AUGCCUGUCCCCACAUGCGUUGACCAGUCGUUUGCUGUAAAAGAUCCGGGUGUGGUAUCAGUGGAUGUGUCAGAGGAAAAGUUCAAAAGCGUUGAGUCUGUUCCCGUACGCGGUGACCAGUCACCUGCGCCGAAAAAUCUGGAAUCGGCAUCGUUGGACAUGCCUAAGGAAAAGUGCAAAAACAUUCAGCCUGGUCCCACGAGUGUUUGUCAUUCAUCUGCGGCAAAAGAUGCGGAAUCGGCAUCAGUAAAAGCGCCAGAAGAAAAGUCCAAAAGUGCUGAGCCUGACCGUUCCUGCUCGAGUCCGGCGAAAGAUGUGGAAUCGACGUCCAUCCUUGUAUUAAAAGAAGAACCUCAAGAAAACGUACCUGAUUCAGAUUGUACGAUUCCUUCAGCUUCGGCGAAGAUUGCAGAGCCGGCAUCUAUCGAUGCACCUGAAAAGGUAUGUUCUCCUUCGCUCUGUGUUUUUGCAUCCUUGUAA
Gongylonema pulchrum is the source of this 480-nucleotide messenger RNA. The record is from the annotation of a GenBank genome assembly. NCBI's taxonomy places the organism in Eukaryota, Metazoa, Nematoda, Chromadorea, Rhabditida, Gongylonematidae.